Molecule: messenger RNA, 945 nt
Organism: Linum tenue
Lineage: Eukaryota; Viridiplantae; Streptophyta; Magnoliopsida; Malpighiales; Linaceae
Source: the annotation of a GenBank genome assembly
AUGCUGAGGCACUUCAUGAGGCUUGAUAUUGACAACGAUCUACUGACGGCAAUGGCAGAGCAAUGGCGCCCCGAGCUGCAUACCUUCCACUUUCCCGAGGGUGAAAUGACGAUCACCCUCAAAGAUGUUGCCAUCCUUACCGGGCUCCCGAUCACCGGAGAUGCCAUCAUCAACAACUCGAGAAAACCGGAAGAUGGUUGGGGGCCGUUGAUUCAAGAGCGUUUGGGGUUCAACAUGCCGACCACCACGCCCGUCGAAGGGGUUGGGCAUCCACCACUGAAUGCGGGGCAAGUAUCGAUCCCAUGGCUUGUUGAACACAUCCAGUUGGAGGUUAAUAUAGGCCCGGACACUCCUGAAGAUCAGGUGGAGCGGUAUGCACGUGUCUACCUAAUUGGCUUGGUUGUUGGGUUUCUGUUCCCCGACAAGGCAAACCGGUGGAUACAAGGCAUGUGGUCCCCUAUGCUCCUCGCAUCCCCGCCUCAAGGGUUCAGGGAGCUCCACGCCAUUGACCUACACUACACCAAAAAGGAUUGGGUCCGCAAGCAUGAAUUCUACAUCAACAUAUGGGAGAAUAGAGAUCACUGGGUGGUCCAAGGGGUGUCGGAGACGAGGCCAAUGGGGUACCACGAUGGGUACAUGCGGUGGUAUCGGAAAUUCACGCUAAGAUGGGUGUCAAAGCAAGGUGCUGUUUGGGGCGCAGUGUGCCGUAAAAGAAAGCUGCAGGUAGCUGUAGUUGGGGUACCAAAGACCAUAGAUAAUGACAUUUUAUUGAUGGAUAAAACUUUCGGUUUCGAUACUGCUGUAGAAGAAGCACAAAGAGCAAUAAAUUCUGCUUACCUUUGCAGAAGUGCUCUCGCGGAGCAGAAGACCAAGGAGAGGGCGGCGGGGGUGGAGUCGGAGGCGCGCGCCGAGGAGCAGGGAGAGGGCGUCGUGACUGAAGUCUGA